Anisakis simplex (herring worm) is the source of this 2847-nucleotide messenger RNA. NCBI's taxonomy places the organism in Eukaryota, Metazoa, Nematoda, Chromadorea, Rhabditida, Anisakidae. The record is from the annotation of a GenBank genome assembly.
AUGUCCAAUAUAAAUACAAACUCGCAAUCAAACGCCACCUCAUCGAGCACUACCGCGACUGAAUCUUACACAACCAUAAGCAGUUACGUGAGUCCGAUUCAAAUAAGCAGCACAAUUGUGGAAUCUAACGCUGCCUCUUCGAAAACCUCAACGGCGAUUUCAGCAUCGACAAGAGAGCGUGAAGUUUCAAUAUUUUUUAGUGUGUUGUCAUCGUUGAUACCUGAAUCAUUAUUCGACUUAUGGUCAAAUUCCGGUAAAAAAGAUAACGCCGAAGAGUCAUGGGUACCGGCCGAUCCAAACGAGAUCGUGAAAUUCCCGGAAAGAAAACUUCCCAAUUAUGAUCGGAUAUUUCCAACCGAUAACGUAGAAUCAGCAUUCGAAGUGCGGCGAGGUCCCAUCAAUGGACAGAACGCAAUCGAGCAAAUGAAAUGCGAACGGUACGGCAGUUCGCGAGACACGUUGAGUGCACAGGAUGAUGUAUUAUGUCAUUUGCUGUUCGUAUUCAUUGACGGCACUGCUCACAAGAAUUAUUUGACGAUGUACAGAUCCGAGAACGCAGACGACGUGCUUGAAUUAUGUCAACGAUGCCGCGACUGCUGCAUUCUUUUUCGUUAUAUUGAUAAACAAAAAGAAGAUGCAGUCGAAUUCGUGCAUAAACUUUUGGACAGUUUUCGUCAACAUAUGUUAUGGCGAUCAGAACAUAUAGCCGCCUUAAUUGGUUUGAAUAAUAUUUUUUGUGAUGUUGAUGAAAAGACUCGUAAUAGGAUGCUCACAACGAAAUGUCAGCCAGAAGGAUUGUAUCCAUUGAUGAUUGCAAUACAAAACAAUCAAAUUGAUUUGAUAAGCACACUGAUCGGAAACGGUGCGAGCCUUUCAUUGUGUGAUAUAAACGGAAACAAUUGUGUACAUUUCGCUGCACAGUCUUCACAAGCUAUAUUACAGUUACUGUGGGAGAAGGCUCAUUCGAGUUUUGAGAGGUUAAUGAAUGUGGUCAACAACGAUGGCUACACACCGUUACUAUUGGCAAUAAAGAGUGGGAAUGCGAGAUGCGUGUCCACUUUGCUCGGUUACGCACCGUUAAUAGCACUGCUUGAACUGAAAGGCGCACAGUUGGAUCUGAACGCGCGGAAUAAUGCCGGACAAACACCGCUGCAUGUUUACGUGCAUAAGGAUGACAUUCAACUGGUGUUCGCCAUUGCCGCAUACGACGUGGAUUUGGAUCUGCUGGAUAACGAGGGACACAGCGCACUUGCAAUCGCUGUUUCGAGACUGAAUGUUGAAAUGGUGCGUGGUCUACUCGUCUUGGGGGCGAAUCCAAACGCUGGCAUCGGUGAGAAGCCGAGACAUAUUGCGGCUCGAUUCAGUCGAUCAAAUCGAGAAGCUUGUGAGAUUUUGAGAUCGUUGAUAAUGUGCGGCGCGAAGAGAUGUUCGUUAGAGAUGAGUGGGUGCACAGUGGCGUGCGCUGACUACAGUACGCUUUUAGCAGUUGAUGGCGAAAAAGCUGACUCGGCUGAACGCACACAUCUGACAGAUAUGAGAAGAGCUCGUAGUUUUGAUUCACCUCAAGAAGCCUCACCUGGCCCAAUUGUAUCACGCACAAAGGAUUCAGUUGAUUUAAAGGACAAGCAGUCAAUGAAUGCGUAUGGCUUCGAUUUGGAUCCGGACAUAAAUAGAAACCGCCGAAAACAAGUUUAUCGAAGAUUACCGCUGCUUUACUCACAAAACAGAUCACUUCAAAGGGUCUAUUCAUAUUUGCAUAACUUAAACAAGAAGAAAGAAAUCAAUAGAUUCAUGAUCAGUACACUGGCGUUGGAUGGAGGCGGCGUUCGAGGAUUAGCUACCAUUCAACUGUUACUUGCAUUACAAAAACGUUUGGAGGCACCACUGUUUAAUUAUUUCGAUUGGGUGGCCGGAACAAGUACCGGAAGUUUGAUCAGUGCUGCACUCGCUUCAGGAUACGAUUUGCGACAAUGUCUUCAACUCUAUCUACGAGUUAAGGACUGCGUUUUUAGUGGAUCGAGACCAUACGAUGCGAGUGUGUUUGAAAUGCUUCUGAAGAAAACCUUUGGUAAUGAUCAGACACUUGGUGAUCUCAAAUACCCAAAGUUGAUAAUUCCAACAGUAUGUGUGGAAACAUUCCCUGUACAACUGGAGUUGAUGCGCAACUACGAACUACCGCUUUCAGAAGAGGAAAACAAUGAUUUGGGAUAUGCGUGCCCAUCUGAUAUGAAAAUUUGGCGUGCCUUGCGUCGAUCGAGCGCGGCGCCAACCUAUUUCCCAUCGUCCGAGAACAAGUACGUUGACGGUGGUAUUGCGUCGAAUAAUCCAACGCUUGAGCUGCUCAGCGAAGUACAUUUUUGGAACAGUGUUCUUCAGUAUAAGAAAGAAGGCAAAAAGAAAUUACGAUUGGGAUGUGUGUUGAGUGUGGGCAGUGGUGUCAAUCCAGUGAAAGCGCUCGAUGCACAAAGUCUUGAAUUCGGCGGAAGUUUGGUCAGCUCUGUGAUGGCCAUCAAAAGUCUCGGCAUUGUUAUCAUUGAUCAAGCUACAUUAGCAGAAGGCGCGCCAGUGGUUCGAGCACGCUCGUGGUGUCACUCAAUUGACGUACCGUAUUUUCGCUUGAAUGCACCAUUGUCAGGUGAUAUUCCCUUGGACUGUACCGAUGACUCCAGCCUUUGUGGGAUGAUGUGGGACUGUGUUGAGUUUGCUUAUAAGAAUCGUGAUCGAUUCGACGAUAUCGCUAACCUGCUGAAGGCGAUUGGAGAGACGAGUAAACGUGCUGAAAUUCAUCAAGCUGUACCUAUCAAAAGAACUUAUAAAACAUUUACAUCUGCAUCAAAAGAAGAUUGA